Messenger RNA from Cololabis saira (Pacific saury), 5431 nucleotides. RefSeq names its product cAMP-specific 3',5'-cyclic phosphodiesterase 4B-like. Gene Ontology annotation, molecular function: 3',5'-cyclic-AMP phosphodiesterase activity; transmembrane transporter binding. The transcript is spliced from 18 exons. NCBI's taxonomy places the organism in Eukaryota, Metazoa, Chordata, Actinopteri, Beloniformes, Belonidae. Gene Ontology annotation, cellular component: nucleus; perinuclear region of cytoplasm; cytosol. Gene Ontology annotation, biological process: signal transduction. The coding region runs from base 325 to 2580 and encodes 751 amino acids. The record is from RefSeq and is a predicted model, not a curated record.
GAGGACACUUUCACGGAGCACCGGAGCCCCGCACACCGCAGCCGGAGCACCGGAGCCCCGACGCACCGCAGCCGGAGCACCGGAGCCCCGCACACCGCAGCCGGAGCACCGGAGCACCGGAGCCGGACGCACCGCCACCGCCGCGCAGCGCAGCACCAGGAGCCGCCAGUUGACAAUCUGGAGAUCCACAUUCCUGGCUGUCCUUUCAUCACUGCUUCAAAGAAGACAACGUCACCUUACCGGUGAGUCUGCCCAGAACAGGAAAGAGCUGCUUUUUCAGCGAGAAGAUCUGCCAGAGAAAGACAGGCUGGUGGAGCAUCCUUCAUGAUGAAGAAAAGCAAGAGUGCCCAGGGGGUUACACCAGGGAAUGAGGACGCCGAGCCCGCUGCCUGGCAGAGCUCCACAGGGAACACCCUGGGCGUGGAGACGUGUAGAGUCCAGCGGCGCUUCUCUGGGAACCUGCAGUUGCCCCCGCUGUCGUGGCGACUGGCCGAGUCGGAGAGGGACAGAGGCCGGCCGGCCACGCCGGAGGACGACCCCGGGACCCAGACCAGGCCCACCAGCCUGGCCAUCGGCUCUCUGCCUCGCAUCGACAUCACGCAGGCCGACGCCGACAGCUUGGAGGUGGAGAAUGGAGCGUCUCUGUGCUGCAGUCCCUCAGACCUGCAGGCCUCCCCGGGCUCCAGCCUGGUCCUGCACCCAAACAUGGCCUACUACGGCCAGCGCCGGGAGUCCUUCCUGUACCGCUCAGACAGCGAGUACGACCUCUCACCAAAGUCCCUGUCCCGGAAUUCUUCCAUCGUCGGAGAAUUGCAUGGAGAGGACUUGAUUGUGACUCCAUUUGCCCAGGUUCUGGCAAGCCUCCGGACUGUUAGGAACAAUUUCACUACCUUGACAAAUGUGCAAUGUACAUCUAAUAAAAGAUCUCCUGCUGCAAACCAGCCGUACGGCACCAGAGUCUGUCUCUCAGAUGAGUCGUACCAGAAACUGGCCAUGGAGACCAUGGAGGAGCUGGACUGGUGUCUGGACCAGCUGGAGACCAUCCAGACCUACCGCUCCGUCAGCGACAUGGCCUCCAACAAGUUCAAGAGGAUGCUGAACCGGGAGCUGAGCCACCUGUCUGAGAUGAGCCGCUCAGGCAACCAAGUGUCCGAGUACAUCUCCAACACCUUCCUGGACAAGCAGAAUGAGCUGGAGCUGCCCUGCCCGGUGCAGAAGUCGAGGGAGAGGAAACGGAGGCAGGGCCAGACGCAGCCGCCGCCGCAGACGCAGCAGCAGCAGCAGCCGCAGGUCAGCAUGAUGACGCAGAUCAGCGGCGUGAGGAAGCUCAGCCACACGUCCAGCAUCUCUGCCGGCAGCGGAAAUCGCUUCGGGGUCAAGACGGACCAGGAGGAGCUGCUCUCCAAGGACCUGGAGGACAUCAACAAAUGGGGACUGAACAUUUUCAGAGUGGCUGAACAUUCGCACAACCGACCGCUCACGUGCAUCAUGUACUCCAUCUUCCAGGAGCGAGACCUCAUGAGGACGUUCAAGAUUCCCACGGACACCUUUGUGACGUUCAUGCUGACCCUGGAGAGCCACUACCACUCGGACGUGGCCUACCACAACAGCCUGCACGCCGCCGACGUGGCCCAGUCCACGCACAUCCUGCUGUCCACGCCCGCCCUGGACGCGGUCUUCACCGAUCUGGAGAUCUUGGCAGCCAUUUUCGCAGCAGCCAUCCACGACGUCGACCACCCCGGGGUGUCCAACCAGUUUCUCAUCAACACCAACUCGGAGCUGGCUCUGAUGUACAACGACGAGUCUGUGCUGGAGAACCACCACUUGGCCGUGGGAUUCAAGCUGCUGCAGGAAGACAACUGUGACAUUUUCCAAAACCUGACCAAGAAACAGCGGCAGACGCUCCGGAGGAUGGUCAUAGACAUGGUUCUGGCGACGGACAUGUCCAAACACAUGAGUCUCCUGGCUAACCUGAAAACCAUGGUGGAAACCAAGAAGGUGACCAGCUCUGGCGUGCUGCUGCUGGACAACUACACGGACCGGAUGCAGGUGCUGAGGAACAUGGUGCACUGUGCAGACCUGAGCAACCCCACCAAGCCCCUGGACCUGUACCGCCAGUGGACCGACAGGAUCAUGGACGAGUUCUUCCACCAGGGGGACCGAGAGCGGGAGAGGGGCAUGGAGAUCAGCCCCAUGUGUGACAAAAACACCGCCUCGGUGGAGAGAACUCAGGUGGGCUUCAUCGACUACAUCGUGCACCCUCUGUGGGAGACGUGGGCCGACCUGGUCCACCCCGACGCCCAGGACAUCCUGGACACGCUGGAGUUCAACAGGAACUGGUACCAGAGCAUGAUCCCCCAGAGCCCGUCUCCCCCCUUCUACAGCGACGGGGAGGGAGAGGGAGGCCCGCACGCCGACAGCGAGGGCGAGCCCGGAGAGAGCAAAUUCAACUUCAACCUGACCGUGGACCCCGACGACAGACAGAGCGGACUCAUAGAGAGCAGAGUGAUGGACCGAUGUGACUCCGGUCAGGACAGAGCAGACGUGAAGACGCACGACGUCUCCCCGGCGGAAACAUAGCUGAGUCGGUGGCGUCCUCGGAGAGCGGAAACCUCUCACGGAAUUGAUUUUAUUCGCAGUGGAGCAAUCCUGCAAACCCCGGCUCUUCGGAGCCGCCUGGAUGAAAGGGUCUGACUGAAUGUGGGGCACCCCUGCGGCUGAGGCCUGGAAACCCUGUGGCAGUUUGUUUUGCGCGCCCCUCGGAGGAGCUGGAAGAGCGAGUGCUCUGUUCUCGGAGGAAGGGACUGCAGAGGCGCGGCUGAAUCUGGGCCGUCGCACACCCACAGUCUGAAAUCAGCGGUACGAAUCCAUGAACUGAGAGAAAUCCACCUUCCAAACUUGCACUUCAGGACAAUUUUGUCUUCACGUGGAACAUUUGUAAUGUCUUGAGACUGGAGAGCACAUGGAGUCCAACCAAAACUACAGGUCUGCAAGUUACUCGGAACCAAGUAGUUUUUUUUGUGUUUUUUUUUUAAAAACACUUGUAUAAAAAUAACUGGUGUGCCUUUUUCCUUUUUUUUUAUGUGUUUUUAUAAUUUAUUGAACACAUUCAUGAAGCUGUAAAAUGUUUCUGAUUUUCUACAAAGCGACAUAGCUGUGUGUCACAGUCUUCCUGAUGUCCUGGCAAUAGUAUCAGCUCUCUCACUGACACGUGUCAAGAAUCGCUCCACUUCCCAGCACGACUUGCACUUUGUGGAACACUGUAAAGAAAUGAGGAGUAGCACGGAGAGCAGCUGCAGUCCUCCAACCAAACCAUCGCAACCAGUUAUUCCACAUGUAGAGGGAAUGCACAUGACGUCACAGAUGCAACUUCACAGCGGGUUACGCCCACUGAGUGGCAGCGUAAACUUUCAGUUUGAGCAACUUGAAAACAUCUAAAAUGGGAAAGAUCUGUUGUGUGAUCGACUGUACUCAUAGAUUUAGCAAGGAAUCGGAGUUAUCGUUUUACAGACUGCUGAAAAAUAAGCUUAAGAGAGACAAAUGUAUUGCUGAAAUUCACAGAAACAACUGGACUCCAGGCACCGAAACGUGGAUUUGUGGUUCCCAUUUUGUAUCAAGUAAUGUUGGAUUUUUGGGUAGCUACACUGCAAAAACUCAAAAUCUUAACAAGAAUAUUUGUAUUUUUUCUAGUUAAAAUGUCUCAUUUUUAGUCAAAAGAAAUCUCAUUACACUUAAAACAAGACUCAUCACUGGAAAAAACAACAAUUUUCACCUGUUUCAAGUAGAUUUUCACUUAAAAUAAGUAGAAAAAUCUGCCAGUGGAACAAGAUUUUUUUUCUUGUAAUAAGAAGAUAAAUCUUGUCCCACUGGCAGAUUUUUCUGCUUAUUUUAAGUGAAAAUUUACUUGAAACAGGUGAAAAUUGUCAAAAAACAAGUUAUAUAAUAUAAUGAGACAUUUUAACUAGAAAUAAGAUAAAUAUUCCUGGUAAGAUUUAGUUUUUGCAGUGUAACGUUAAACGGUCAAAUCAUAAAGUUCGGUGUCCUCAUCACUUUAAUUUCGCCAACAAAUCCUGCCUUGAAGUCGGACCAAGCGUCAAGACUUUUGUACGCCUUCAAGCUUUGCUUCGUGUAUAUGUACAUCUAAAUAUCAGGAAAACUGGAUUCGCGAAAUAUUAAUGUCCAUGGACCACUGGUUCUUGGGGUAACUGUACAGGUCACUGUAAAGUCCAACUGACUUUAAUUUAAGCCCAUAAUCGUCCGUUAUCCCGUCUUCUCCACUAGCUGCGGCUUUUUUGCCACUCAGUGAGAGUAAGGGGACGUAGUCCAGUGGGAAAGUGACGUCAAUGCAAACCCUCUAUUCCUUCAAAACUUCGAGAGAGAACCUCCAAAGAUGCUGUAAAGAAAGCACUUUGUGGAUUUCACUGCCGCUCGUCCACAGUGUGAUCAGGCACCUGAAGGGCCGUCGUGUCCUGCAGGUGAGGCUUCCAGGUCCAGGUCAGACCUGCGUCCUGACGUCUUCCCCGUUCCCCGCUCAAGGCCGACCACUCCAAACUCAUCAAAGGUUAAAGUUCAGACCCCGUAGCUGUUAGAAACGCCCCCCCCCCCCUCCGUGCUUCCUCACUCCAUCGGCUCACAGAGACACACCUGUCAUCCCCCCUGAAUGCGCUUUUACACCGCGACCCGUUUGUGCACAAAUAUACAUUUAACCCAGUUUUUACAAAGCAACAUGUUCGUGACGGAAUAUUUGUAUUUGCAUCUUUUUUUUUUUGAAUAUCGCAGCACCUUGAAUAUGUGGACGGUUCUGCAGCUGGUUGCAGAUCGGUUCCAGACUUCCUUAAAGGUACCACGGUGUAUGACACGGGGGGGUUUGGGGUCCAGAUACGACGCCCCCCCCCCGAGUGUGAGUGUGUGUGCGUGAGAGAGAGAGAGAGAGUGCGUAAGUGGUCACAGAGGUUGCACAGUCUUGUUGCACCCAGCUCUGUUGCGCUGACAGUGUAUUUAUUACCUUUUCCUUGUAAUAUGAUAAUAUUGACUGCUAAUAUCUCUGUAUAUUUGAUAUUAUUUAUACGCACUACAACACGUCAGUCACAGUUUGACCGAACUCGUCUCGUGGUUCGUCUGUAUUUCCUAAGAUAUUUUGCUAUAUAUCCCCUUAAGAGGAACAGAAGGAAUGUUAGACUUGAUAAUCCAGCCAGAAACGUUGGUGACGUGUCCACCGGGCUCUGAAUCUGUGUUCCUGGCGGAGGGUGGCGGAGGGCUGGACACUUACUGCAGUGUACGGUGACAGGUCACUGUACAGCUGUGGGAGGAUAGAAGUAUAUAGAAAACAUUGUUUCAAAUGUAUUUUUUCAGUGUUUUCUUCACAGUAUAUUGGUGUACAGUAUGUUGUGCUCAAGAAAAGUUUUCUAUCUGAUUAUUAAAAUAGAUACGU